UAUUGCCAGAUAUCCGGCAUUGCGCAAUAUUUUGAAAUCAUGUGAAGGACGGAGAACAAGACUUCUAUGCAAGAUGGCAGAGGUGGUUGACGACAACCAUUCUGAUAGCACAGUACAGAACAUGCUAAAAGCAUGGGAAGAAGGAUUGUAUUGUGAUGUUACAUUAAAAUGUGGAGCAAAACAAAUCACAGCGCAUAAGAUUGUUCUGGCGUCAUUAUCUGACUAUUUCAAAAAUCUUUUUAAAUAUCAUAAUAAUCAAAGUGACACUCAUAUUGAAGAGUAUGAUUUAGAUCCUAAUUUUUUCAAAGAGGACACGUUAAAUCAAAUUAUCCGAUAUGGCUACACCGGUAGAAUAAAAAUAGAAGUUGGAUUUGUUCAAGAAUUACUUAUGGCAGCAAGUUUUCUGCAAAUAAAAUUUGUUCUAACUGAAUGUGAAACGUUCAUGACACAUAAUAUCGAAACUGACAAUGUGAUUGCCUUAGUUUCUUUCAGUAAUCUGUUUAAUUUGAAAUGUUUAUUGGAUGCAGUAUGCAGUUUUAUUUCUAAAGAUUUUAAAGACCUUAUUGAUAAUGGAGCAUUUUUGAAGUUAUCAACAGACGACUUUAAAACAGUGCUACACAAUAAUCAUUUGACUGUUUUUGAUCAUGAUGUCCCUGUAGAAAAUCCUGAACUAGAAAUAUUAAAAUUAGUUGGUGUGUACCUUAGUAUUACGAGUGUCAGUCAUUUUGAUUUCAAAGCAUCUACCGUACCUGAGUUGCUUGGGGAAAUCCGUUUCAGUGAUAUACACAACCCCGAAGAUUUAAAAUCAGUUGCCGAUCUUUAUCCGAUUUUAAAUUGUGAUUUGCUACAGAAUGCCAUAACUGCUGAAUCAAACACGAAAUCCGAUCUAUUUGAUCGCAAGUUUGCAAACUGUCGUAAAACGCUUCAAACUGGAAGAAAAGGUUUUGCUUGUGGUGGGCAGGAGCAUCAUGUUCUUGAAGAGUUUUCUGAAGCUUGGGAAGAUGGCAAGGAUAUAAAUGACAGACCUAUAAACUUCAAGCUGUGGAUAAGGAGGUGGGAUGGUCGACCAGUUUUAGGGGGAAUUUAUGUACAAUAUCGAAGUGGGAAACUUUUAAUUUACGGCGAAAAACCAAAGUUAGAAUCAAUAUUUGUGUCAGAACAUGAAUUUUCACUGGAAGAAAAUGAAGUUAUCACUCAAAUAAAUGUUCGAAGUGGGUGGAUGAUUGACAGCUUAAAAUUUUUCACUAACUUUGGACGAGAAUUUGGUCCAUUUGGGGGCUCUAGUGGAUCAGAAAUUACUGCAUCAUUGAAUAAUGAUGGAAUAAGUUAUUUACAUUCCUUGGAUGGAAAGGUAGUUAUGGCCCAGGGUUAUCUUGGAAUUACGUGUUUGAAAUUUGUAUGGGUGAGUUACGAUGAAAAUCAGUGUAAUGAAAUGACCAUACACAGUGACAGUGACGGGUCUGAUAGUUUAGUCCAGCAGCUAAGUCCAAUAUUUUGGGACUAUUGAUCACUUUAUGGUAAAAGCAUGAAACUUUGCACAGUGUUAGUUAUGAUGCUUAUAAACAUUUUUAGAUAUGGAGCCAUAAAAAAAAUCCUCAAUGGCCGCCAACAGUCAUGAAGCAGAGUCCAAAACUAUAGUAUGAUUUAUCAUUUGAAAAUUAAAGCAUAAAACUUUGCAUAUUGCUAGUCAUGAUGAUUAUUUAUCUUUUCUGAAUGUGGAACAAUAAAAAAAAAUCCAUAAUGGCCGCCAAUUUUAAAAAUGGCCGCCGACAGUCAUGAGGCAGAGUCCAAAAAUAUGGUAUAAUUUAUCAUUUGAAAAUAAAGCACAACACUUUGCAUAUUGUUAGUAAUGGUGCUUAUUAAUUUUUCAUGUAUAUGGAACAAUUAAAAAUAAUUCCAUAAUGGCCGACAAAUUCAAAAUGGCUGCCAACAGUC
Mytilus trossulus (common blue mussel) is the source of this 1935-nucleotide messenger RNA. RefSeq names its product kelch-like protein 20. Gene Ontology annotation, molecular function: protein binding. The transcript has 2 exons. Lineage: Eukaryota; Metazoa; Mollusca; Bivalvia; Mytilida; Mytilidae. The record is from RefSeq and is a predicted model, not a curated record. Bases 74 to 1507 code for a protein of 477 amino acids.